AAUCCUUACUUUGGAUUUUUUGGAUAUCAUGGAUUUGGGGGCCGUCCUCCUUAUUAUUCAGAAGAGAUGUUUGAACAAGAUUUUGAAAAGCCAAAAGAAAAAGAUCCUCCCAAAACAGAGACUCCAGCCACUGAACCUUCAGUUAAUACAACAGUUCCUGAGACAAAUUCUACCCAGCCAAACGCACCCAAUCCCCGGGGAAAUGACACCAGCCCAACAGGAAACAGUGGCCAGGGGCCUAACCCUAGAAGCAACCCUACAGGUCAAAACGGCCCUGGAGUUAAUGUUUCAGGCCAGGGAGUUCCAAGAAGUCAAAGCCCAUGGGGACCAAGGCAGACAAUUAUUCAUGAAAAUUAUCCAAAUCCUAACAUCCGAGGUUUUCCUGCAAGAAGACAAUGGCGUCCUCCUGGUCCUGCUAUGGGGCACAGGCGUAAUGGGCCUUUUUACCGAAAUCAACAAAUUCAAAGGGGUCCUCGGUGGAACUCUUUUACUUUGGAAGGCAAACAAGCAGUUCGUCCAGGAUAUCCAACAUAUCGCAGAAUUUAUGGUUCUACUGCAAGAAGCAAUCCCCCCAAUUAUGCAGGAAAUUCAGCGAAUCUCAGAAGAAAGCCUGAGGGGCCAAAUAAGAACCCUAUGGUAACCAAUGUUGCUCCUCCAGGUCCCAAACAUGGUACUGUUGACCAAAAUGAAAACAUCCAAAAUCCAAGAGAGAAGCAAGUAAGUCAAAAAGAAAGAACAGCCAUUCCCACAAGGGAUCCAAGUGGCCCCUGGAGAAACUCUCAAGACUAUGGGAUUAAUAAAUCAAACUAUAAACUGCCUCAGCCGGAGGAUAACAUGCUAGUCCCAAAUUUUAAUUCUAUUGAUCAACGUGAAAACUCUUAUUACCCAAGAGGGGAGUCCAAAAGAGCCCCAAAUUCUGAUGGACAAACCCAAACCCAAACCCAGAUUAUUCCCAAAGGGAUUGUUUUAGAGCCAAGAAGAAUCCCAUAUGAAUCAGAAACUAAUCAGCCAGAAUUAAAGCACAGUGCCUAUCAGCCUGUGUACACUGAGGGAAUCCCUUCCCCUGCAAAGGAACAUUUUCCUGCUGGAAGAAAUACUUGGAAUCAACAAGAAAUCUCUCCACCUUUUAAAGAAGAUCCUGGGAGGCAGGAAGAACACUUACCUCAUCUUUCUCAUGGCUCUAGAGUACAUGUUUACUACACUGACUAUAAUCCCUAUGAUCCUAGGGAAAACUCACCAUACCUUAGAAGCAAUACAUGGUAUGAAAGAGAUGAUUCUCCCAAUACCAUGGGGCAACCUGAAAAUCCACACUACCCCAUGAAUACUCCAGACCCAAAAGAGACAAUCCCGUAUAAUGAAGAAGACCCAAUUGAUCCAACUGGAGAUGAACAUUUCCCAGGACAAAGUAGAUGGGAUAUGGAGGAGUUGAGCUUUAAAGAAGACCCAACAGUCAGGCACUACGAAGGUGAACAAUAUACCUCAAAUCAGCCAAAAGAAUACCUUCCCUAUUCCUUAGAUAAUCCAUCAAAACCCAGAGAGGAUUUUCUUUAUGGUGAAUUUUACCCCUGGAACCCAGAGGAGAACUUCCCAUCAUAUAAUACAGCUCCCACUGUACCAUCACCUGUGGAGAGCAGGGGCUAUUAUGCCAACAAUGCUGUUGGACAAGAAGAAAGCACUAUGUUUCCUUCUUGGAGCUCCUGGGAUCCCAGGAUUCAAGCCCAAGGGCAGAAAGAAGGGAGACCAUAUUUAAACAGAAAUUUCUGGGAUCAGUCAACAAAUUUAUACAAGACCCCUACUAGUUCACCACACCAGAAAGACAACCAGCCUUAUUCCAAUAACUCCCCAGCUGGUCUUCAGAAAAAUCCAACAUGGCAUGAAGGUGAGAAUUUGAAUUAUGGUAUGCAAAUCACUAGGUUAAAUUCACCAGAGAGAGAUCAUUUGGCUUUCCCAGAUUUAAUUCCUCCAGAUUACCCAGGAGGUCAAAAAGAAUCACAUGUCUUUCACCUAAGCCAGAGGGGCCCUUGCUGUGCUGGUGGCUCCAUGUGGCCCAAGAACAAUCCACUUGCUCUACAAGACUAUACUCAAUCCUUUGGUCUUGCACCAGGGGAGAACCCAGACACCAGCACUGGGUAUGCAGAAGAUAGUCAUAUUAAGUAUGCAAGACAGACUGUCUCCCCGACAAGCAUUGUACCUGGCCAAAGAAACAGCUCAGAGAAAAUACUGCCUGGAGAAAGUCAAAACCCAAGUCCUUUCAAGGAUGAUGUGUCCACUCUGAGGAGAAGCACACCAUGCUCUGUAAAGAGUCAGUUGAGCCAAAGGGGAAUUAUGCCCUUGCCUGAAGCCAAUUCCCUUCAAUCAAAGAAUACACCUUGCCUCACAAGUGAUCUUGGGGGAGACGGAAACAAUGUUUUGGAACAAAUAUUUGAAGGCAACCAGCUCAAUGAAAGAACUGUUGACCUUACCCCUGAGCAGCUUGUUUUUGGUACACCUGACGAAGAGCCCAGGCCAGAAGGAAUUCCAAAUGAAAUGCAAGGCAAUGAGAGUGAAAGGCAGCAACAAAGACAAUCUAGCAUCCUACAGUUACCAUGUUUUGGCUCCAAAUUAGCAAAUUAUCACACCUCUAGCAUUGGAACCCCAUCUAGCCUUGGAAGGCAAGACUCAUUUGAUGGGGAUCCAAUUAUGCCUACUGAAACUCCUAACUCUUUGGCGGGGCUAGCUACUGGGGCACAGUUUCAGAAUAUAAAUGUAGACCCACUUAAUGAAGAUGAACACACUCCAUUUGAUUCUCUUCAAAUAGGGACCAAUCCACAGGACCAGGUGCAAGAUUGCUUAUUACUUCAGGCCUAGGGAUUAUCUCAACCAAACAUUCUUUGGGGAAGGAAAAAUAUCUGCUAUUCUACAGUGGUUUCCAGAUAUUUUCUGGUGUAAAACUCAAUUAAGUAUCUCACGCUCUUGGUGAUGCUUAAGUUUUUCGCCAUUCCGGCAAUAGUAGGUUGGGCCUCUGGGGUUUGCUAGAUCCUGUACUGUUACUAAUUAACACAGACCUAAUAUGAAUGAAUAAAUAAAUAUUUUUAAAAAGCA
Phacochoerus africanus (Common warthog) is the source of this 3081-nucleotide messenger RNA. It is a transcript of the gene ENAM, whose product is annotated as enamelin. The transcript has a single exon. Lineage: Eukaryota; Metazoa; Chordata; Mammalia; Artiodactyla; Suidae. The coding region runs from base 67 to 2847 and encodes 926 amino acids. The record is from RefSeq and is a predicted model, not a curated record.